Molecule: messenger RNA, 461 nt
Organism: Chenopodium quinoa (quinoa)
Lineage: Eukaryota; Viridiplantae; Streptophyta; Magnoliopsida; Caryophyllales; Amaranthaceae
Exons: 3
Coding region: 108-461 (117 amino acids)
Source: RefSeq, a predicted model, not a curated record
UUUUAUAUUGAACAACAAGACCAAAACGCGAAAAGCAAACAAUUCCUCCUGCUUUCCGAUCUCCUUACUUGGUCAAGUACAAGGAUCUGUUUAAAGAUGAGAAAGCCAUGAACCAAAUUGCAGUAGACUUUGCUCUUGGUGGAAAAGAUGAAAGUGCACUCUUAUACUAUGAUGGCUUGAAUCUCAUCAAUAGAAAUGAAAUGAAAACUCUUGGAGAUGAUGUUGAAGUGACAAAUUGUGUCAUAGAUGGAUGGGCAAGGUUUCUUAAUCAUAAAAAGCCGAGAAACAAGAUUUAUUUCUCAACAGUGCUUCAUCACAUUAUGUGCACAAAUAGAGUUUGUCGAGAAGGAUCAUCAAUGAAGACAAAAAUUAAUGCCUUCAUAGAAAGAAUUGAUAAUGAACUGAAGUUGAAUAAAAUUGAAAGCAUUGUUGGAUAUAAACAUGUAUUAAUUCUUGUUUAA